GUGUUCUGGUACUAGGCGCAAAACAACAUGGAUUCUCAUGGCCGAUCAAAUGUUGUAGUAUCAUUUCUUGUAAUCCUGUUUUUAGCUGGGAAUCUGUCACAAGUGGCAGUGGCUUCUGAAGAAAAAGUGGAGUUGACUUUAUAUUAUGAAGCACUGUGUCCAUACUGUGAGAAUUUCAUAGUCAACUAUUUGUAUAAAAUAUUUGAGAAUGGAUUGAUAUCUAUUGUUGAUCUUAAACUUAGUCCUUAUGGAAAUGCUAAGAUCAAUUCCAAUGGUACCAUUGUUUGUCAGCAUGGUGAAUGGGAAUGUGUGCUUAAUACCGUAGAGGCCUGCGCAAUUCAUGCCUGGCCGGUUGUGAGUGACCACUUCCCUUUUGUCUAUUGUGUGGAAAAGUUAACUUAUGAAGGGAAGUAUGCUGAGUGGGAAACUUGUUUUCAGAAAUUAAAUUUGGACGCAAAACCUGUCACAGAUUGCAUCACUAAUGGGUUUGGUCACGAGCUUGAACUACAAUAUGCUGCUGAGAUAAAAGUUCUUGAACCUCCUCAUACUUAUGUGCCGUGGGUCACAGUGGAUGGGCAACCACUCUAUGAUGAUUACACAGAGUUCACAAGCUUCAUCUGUGAUGCUUAUAAAGGCUCUAACGUGCCCCAAGUUUGCCUCGAUUUAUCCUACCCCAUUACGGCUCCUAAGAACACUGUGAAACCUUUGAACAAUAUCUGCUACAAAGAAGGCAAUGAAAAGUCAAAGUCAACCCUUAUGGAAAUGCUCUCAGCAACAGCAGCUUCUUGGAUGCACCGUGUUGGCAUGGCAGAGUCAAUGUAAGAUUAGUAUAAUACUAUGUCCGCUAAACCCGUUCUUACUAGUAACUUGUUUUAAAGUGGCUUGCCGUUAACAAUAUGUUAUAGAUGGACAUUGUUAUGAACUUAUGAUACUGAUACCACUUGUAAUAUUGCACCAAUGCGGGAUAAACGGUAUAAGCUUAUAUUA
This is a messenger RNA of Erigeron canadensis, 987 nucleotides long. Its product is annotated as gamma-interferon-responsive lysosomal thiol protein-like. The record is from RefSeq and is a predicted model, not a curated record. NCBI's taxonomy places the organism in Eukaryota, Viridiplantae, Streptophyta, Magnoliopsida, Asterales, Asteraceae. Gene Ontology annotation, molecular function: oxidoreductase activity, acting on a sulfur group of donors, disulfide as acceptor. Bases 28 to 822 code for a protein of 264 amino acids. The transcript has 5 exons.